UUUCCUUCCCUCGCGCAGUAACACUGUAACCGUUGCGCGCGCGGCAUCUCUCUUGCCUUGUCUUCAUCGGCGCGGCGUACCAGCACAACCAGCACAGAAGUCCAUCGUCCGUCGUAGACAUCACGCUGCUUAGGAUCCACCUGAUUGUAAUCCGUUGUUGAAGAUGGUCGAAGAAUAUCUCUACGGUAUUACUCUCUCGGGAGAGAACGCCACCGAGGUAUGGGACCCAGAACAUAAGAAUGAGGAUUCGGAUGGCGGACCUCAGAACAUUGGUACCGAUCAAAAACUAAUCAUAAAAAUGGCUCUUCUCGGACCUGAAGCUAAGCCAGGAGAACUUAAUGUGCUUUCCGUUGAAGCAAUGGGACUGCAAGGAACAAUUAAAACUCCAAUAGCAUUGCUUGAAAUGGGCAAAACCUCGCAAAUUAUUCUUGAUCUUAGUUUUCCAGAUCCUCCCGUUACAUUUACAUUGGUUAAAGGCAGCGGGCCUGUUCAUAUAGUAGGCCACAAUCUUCUGGGUGAUUUUACUAUUUCAGGUGAACACAUUGAUGAGAUGGAGUACAUGGAUGAUUUGGAUGAAGAGAAUAUUGAUGAGGAAGACGAUGAGAAGGAGGAUGACGAGGAAGACGAAGAGGAGGAGCCCAAAAAGAAAAACGCCAAAUUAAAUCAACCAAAAUACAAACAGGCAAACAAAAAUAAGAAGAAAUAAACAAAAGCCUUAACGUAAUGAAAAUAAAACUUUAAGUUAGGGUAUUAAAUAAGUCUAUAAUUGUCGACGUUCGUGCGAAUUUAGUAUCUUUUCAUCUGUUUAUCACACGACAAACGUUGCCUUCCAUCUUUCUGAAACAACUGGACCAACAGGUAUUAUAUAUAAUGUAAUUCUAAAAUUGAUUGUCAUUAACUACUUGUGAAAAAAAGAUUUAUUUCACGUUCUGAUGAAUAUGUAUUACAUGAUCUAUUACAUACAAAUAGAAUAAAAUCGCUUUUAUGUAUAUUUUUUAAUAUAUAUAGAGAGAGAGAGAGAGAAAUAUAUAUCGAGAGCAAAGAAAUCUUUAGUAGCAUAAAAUUUAAUGUUAAAAUGAAAGACUAAAAAGCAAAGAAUAAUUCGUUCUUUUUUUAAAUAAAUAUUUUCUUAAGAAUCUUACUACAGUUUAGAUGCUAAUAAGACAUGACUAAACUUAGCUUGAUAAUACUAGUAUUUACUUAUACAAAAAGAAUGCUUAAAUGACCUUUGGACCAGUUGUUGUUAUUGUAAAAUUUAUGGAAAGCACGAAAGGCUUUGUGAAUUAAAAUAUUUUCUGUCUAAAUCGUGCUCAUAUUGACGCACUUCCAGAUACACGAAAAUGUAAAAUUCUAAUGCAAUCAUUUUUAAAAGUUUUUGAUAACAAUUCUGAUAAAAAAAGAAUAACAACACAGAAAGGCGACUUCAUAAUUUAUUAUUUUCGUGUGUACAAGAUGGGGGGAAAAUUAUUAGUCAUUCAGAAAUUUUAAUUCUAGAAAUUUUUUACGUACGUCUGUAAAGUUAUCAGAAUACAAACAAACAAA
Pseudomyrmex gracilis is the source of this 1542-nucleotide messenger RNA. RefSeq names its product nucleoplasmin-like protein. Gene Ontology annotation, molecular function: histone binding; RNA binding; chromatin binding. The record is from RefSeq and is a predicted model, not a curated record. NCBI's taxonomy places the organism in Eukaryota, Metazoa, Arthropoda, Insecta, Hymenoptera, Formicidae. The transcript has 5 exons. Gene Ontology annotation, cellular component: nucleolus; cytoplasm; nucleoplasm. The coding region runs from base 164 to 706 and encodes 180 amino acids. Gene Ontology annotation, biological process: chromatin remodeling.